AUGGCUAAUAAAUCAGUGUACAUGGCGUUACCAAAAAGUGAGUGAGAAAGAAUUUGAGCUGGAAAUUUUGGACAAAAUAGAAUCAGCGAAUCAAAAUUUACCAAAAAAGUUCUUUCACUAAACCCCACCUCUCUACUUCCUUCUCCCAAAAAUCAAUGAAUUUCUAGAUGAUGUAAACGUUGAUGAGAUAAUUGUGAAAAUACUGAACGUCGGCGUAUCCGGCCUAACAUUCUCCUCAAUCGUUUCCCCUCAAGAAAUGUCGAGUUUAUUAGAUUUGGCCAAACCACUUUUCAUGUCUCAAGGUUCGAUGGUCGAAAUCGAAGCACCUGUCAAAAUAUGCGGUGAUGUUCAUGGUCAAUACGCCGAUGUUCUUCGAUUAUUCGAUCGUGGUGGUUUCCCGCCAAUUGUCAAUUAUUUAUUUCUCGGUGAUUAUGUUGAUCGCGGACCACAAAGCCUUGAAGUCGUCACACUUUUCAUCGCUUAUAAAAUCAAAUUUCCUGGCAACUUUUUUUUGCUUCGCGGAAAUCAUGAAUGCGGUGCAAUUAAUCGAGUUUAUGGAUUUUUGGAAGAAGUUACGAGAAGAUAUGGGCCUAAAUUGGGGGCGACUUUGUGGAACUCUUUUCAAUUAACAUUUGCGUGUAUGCCGUAUACGGCUUUGGUUUCGGGAAGAAUUCUUUGUAUGCAUGGAGGUGUUAGCAAAAGGGUUAGUUAGGAAAUGUUCAAACUUUGACACGUCAUAUUUCGGAAUUCUGAAGUUUUGAAUUCUUGGUGCCAAAUGAAAUAUUCUCUUUGAAAAUCAUCCUUAUUUCCAGAUGAAAUCACUCGAUCAACUUCGCAAACUUCCUCGUCCAGUUCUCGAUGUUCCAAUUCCAUCGCUCGAAACCGAUCUUCUUUGGUCCGAUCCCGAUGAACAAGUAAACGGCUUCGAAGAAAACACACGCGGAGUUGGUCAAGUUUUUGGAGCCGAAGCACUUCGCGAAAUCACUGAACGUCUUGAUGUCGAUCUAAUCGCUCGUGCUCAUCAAGUCGUCCAGGAUGGCUACGAGUUUUUUGCCAACAAAAAAUUGGUGACAAUCUUUUCGGCUCCACAUUAUUGCGGAAGUUUUAACAAUGCGGCUGCAAUGAUGAAUGUGGAUAAGAAUUUGACGUGCAGUUUUCAAAUUAUGCGCCCCAUUUCGAAAUCGAUGAAACAAGCAUAG
Caenorhabditis angaria is the source of this 1199-nucleotide messenger RNA. Lineage: Eukaryota; Metazoa; Nematoda; Chromadorea; Rhabditida; Rhabditidae. The record is from the annotation of a GenBank genome assembly.